UAAACUUAAAUGAUUUCUAUAAAAGUGGAUGUGUUUUAAAUGGUGCAACUCCUACCAAACAAAGUACACAAAUGGACUUCAUUUCCAGGCCCAAAUCAUAAAGCAAAACCCAAAUAAGAUCUGUGAAACCCUAAAAUCCCUAAUUCCUUUGCAACUCAAUACGCUUUUCUAUCCAAGAGCAUCUUCGAAGCUUAAGGGAAAAGCUGCACAAAUGGGAAAAGGAACAGGAAGUUUCGGCAAGAGGAGGAAUAAGACUCAUACACUGUGUGUUAGAUGUGGUCGUCGUAGCUUCCAUAUCCAGAAGAGUCGUUGUUCUGCUUGUGCUUACCCUGCUGCUCGUCUUAGAAAAUAUAACUGGAGCGUCAAGGCACUUAGAAGAAAGACCACUGGAACUGGUCGUAUGAGGUAUCUCCGCAAUGUGCCCCGCAGGUUUAAGACGAACUUCAGAGAAGGAACCGAGGCAACUCCAAGGAAGAAGGGCACUGCUGCACCCUCUUAAAUUUCUAAAGAAGCAGUUUGACAUUGUUUCAUUUUGAUUUUGCCUUCCAUUUUGUUGAUGAAUCAAAGUUUGAAUAUUACCUCUCAUUUGUUAUGUUGGAGAUAUUGUUGUUUAAGAUAUUUGUCCUA
Messenger RNA from Capsicum annuum, 627 nucleotides. Its product is annotated as 60S ribosomal protein L37-3. The transcript is spliced from 4 exons. The record is from RefSeq and is a predicted model, not a curated record. Bases 29 to 499 code for a protein of 156 amino acids. Gene Ontology annotation, cellular component: cytosolic large ribosomal subunit; ribosome. Gene Ontology annotation, molecular function: RNA binding; structural constituent of ribosome. Lineage: Eukaryota; Viridiplantae; Streptophyta; Magnoliopsida; Solanales; Solanaceae. Gene Ontology annotation, biological process: translation.